CAUGAGACUACAUCCUUAAAGCUGUUGACUUUAAACUGUGCACACACUCUUAUUUUUAUUUUUGGAAGCCAGAAACAAGAAAUAAUGGAGCUCAGCAACAUUCGUUUGCGAAACCUUUUCCAUUACGACCCGGAAAGCAAAAAGUUGUCACCGAUUUCAACCAUUAAAUACUUUCGAAUGCCAGAGGACAGGGAGUAUCCCUUGGAUCUGGACAAAAACUACGAAACCUAUGUCCAUCGAAAGCACGAAUAUCCCGGUCUGCUCGACAUGAUGCAGUACUACUCUGGGCACGUCGAUAAAUCGGCGUUUACUAGACACGACUUUGACGUCUUUUGCUGCCGCGGUGUACUAAGAAACCUAACUGAGGCCAAGCCUUUAAGCUCGUUUAGCAUCGAUUUAUCGUUGGAGGCCUUCAGGCAUAAUGGGUGUAUCUUUCUAAAGUUGCAUAGGAAAGAAGAGGAAGCUAACGCUCGUAAUUCCUACGUAUUUAAGGCACGCCAGUACCUAUUUAGUGCUGAGCCAGGAAAACUCCCCGAUGCGGAUGCCUCACUAGAUGAGAGGGACCAGAUGUAUGGAAUGUUCUCCGCUCAAUUGGGGCAAUUCCGAUUACUCUACUCGUCCGAGGUUGUGGGGGUUACAAACACCGAAAAGCUCGGGGAUCUCACUGAACCCGAGGAGCUAGAGAAGUGCUCUUUGACCAUCGUAAGGGUCGUUAAAAGUUAUGUGAAAUGGCGAACCUCUUUUCGCUGUGCUUCUUGGGUCCUUCAGGCCUACCUUUGUGGCGCCAGUCAGUUGGCUGUAGCCAAAUUCGAUGAAAAUGGAUGUGUGUCCGAAAGGAUUGAGGUCGAGGCCGUUGGGGACUUUCUCGAGUCUAAGCUGAGCCAUUACCAGACCGGCUUCAAACAACUGAAAGGCUUUUUAGAGCAGAUCAGACAGAAAUUGGACGAGAUCGACAAUCCAAAUGUGGGACUAAAGUUUACUCUCGUCGGAAAUGUAUUAAUUUUCGAUGAGGCUUUUAAAAGUGAUUUCCUUGAAAAAGCCAACAUUAACUUUUAAAGUAUUUUCAUAUUAUUUUAUCGAGUUAA
Drosophila bipectinata is the source of this 1085-nucleotide messenger RNA. RefSeq names its product decapping and exoribonuclease protein Rai1-like. Lineage: Eukaryota; Metazoa; Arthropoda; Insecta; Diptera; Drosophilidae. The record is from RefSeq and is a predicted model, not a curated record. Gene Ontology annotation, molecular function: mRNA 5'-diphosphatase activity. Gene Ontology annotation, cellular component: cytosol; nucleus. Gene Ontology annotation, biological process: NAD-cap decapping; nuclear-transcribed mRNA catabolic process.